Messenger RNA from Perognathus longimembris pacificus (Pacific pocket mouse), 1200 nucleotides. Its product is annotated as basic salivary proline-rich protein 1-like. Lineage: Eukaryota; Metazoa; Chordata; Mammalia; Rodentia; Heteromyidae. The record is from RefSeq and is a predicted model, not a curated record. The transcript has 5 exons. The coding region runs from base 1 to 1200 and encodes 399 amino acids.
AUGGCCCUGGCGCGGCUGAGGACGAGGCUUGCGGGGGCCGACUCCCAGCCCGCCGGCCCCAGGCCGGGCGGCCGGCGCUCCCCCAAGCCCAGCCCGGAAGCACGUCCGAGGGAGGGCCAUCGAGGCGGCCGCGCUCGGGGCUCCAGCGCGCCCUGGGCGGCAGGGCCCAGCCAGGAGAGAGCACCAACAUCGCCCGGCCCGCCGCCCCCUGGGGAGCCCCCAAACAUGGGUGGCAGGGUUGUGGCCGGCCCACUUGAGCGCCUGGGCCUCUGGCAGGAAGCCAGGCUGCCGUUCUCCAGGUUCCUGGACGAGGUCACCGUGAGGGUGCUGGACCCCCAAACCUUGGAGGGCUUCAAGGGCUCCAGAGGCUGCAGCCCAGAGCCCUCUCCAGGGGUGCCUCUGGCCGGAGCCCCCACAGAGGACCGGGCUGGGGGCCCCCAGGGUCUACUGAGCCCUACAGGAGAGGCUACGGGUGGCGGGGCCUCGGACGCCGGGGUGUGUUGGGGGAGCAGCAGACUGGAAAGCCAAGCCUCCUCCUCCAGCGAGCGCCAGCACGCCGCCGCGGGGCCGUCUCUAAGGUGGGGGCCCCGGCUUUCGGUGGGCGCUCAGCGGCUGACUCGCCGGAGCGAGUGGACAGGAGUCAGCAACAACGGCAAUAAUGAUCCUAGUAACGGUUCCAAGCGGCUGGCCACCUUGAGCGAGGGCCCUGCCCCCGGGGAGCCCCACGGCGGGAGGGGACCCCCGAGAGAUGCCCCGGGGAGCCCAGGCCGCCGCUGGAGCACGCCAGAGCUGACCACGCCGCCCGUGCCGGCCCGCCCCCUCGGGCCCCCGUCCAGCCCCCCUCCCCAGGCCACGCCGCACCGGCCGGGGGCCUUCGCGCCUCCCGACCCCCUCCUGGUCACCACAGCCUUGCGGGUGCAGGAGCCGCCGUGGGCCCCCUCGGGGGUCCCUCCUACCACCCCCAACCCCUCCCAGGCCUGCACGGUGCCAUCCUCACCCCCGACCCCCCCAUCCCUCUCCCUGCACUUUCCCUGUGGGGCGCAGGGAGGGAAGGAGGGCUCGGCGCGGAACUGCGGGAGCCUCAGCCUGCCUGUGGCCGCCGGGAGCGGCGCAGGGCCCCGCAGAGCCCCACCCGCGGCCGCGGCUCCGCCCCCACGCCCCGCCCGGCCUCCCCAGCCCCCAUCCGGUGAGACUGGGUGA